AUGCCUCGCCUGACUGAGCCGUGCACGAAAACUACGACUGCGUACGCGUGCUUCACCUACACGUUUGCGACCCUCGUGAUAUGGAAUUUCGGCGUGUACGUAGCGCUCAUGGGACUCUGCAUGGUCGCCCAUCUGUGCUUCUCUUUCUAUGGGCUAGUCACGGCCGCAAAGCUAUCGUGGGUUUCAUUCUUCCUGCUCUUCCUCGGCCUAUGCAUCUCUCUUGCGCACGAAUCCUCUCAAGGCGUGCAGCUUUUGCUUCUCGUCCUCCUCUUCCUCCCCUUCAACCUCUCCCUCUGUUGGUGUGUGAUCAUGGCGGACGAGGUAACACACACUCUGCCGCGUGUGGAUCGCAGCCAAUCGAUUCAGCAGCAGAUCGAUUUCUUCACCUUGGUCCUCGGUGGAUCACCAUCCGCACCAGCCGCGCUAGCCGCGGCAGGAGCGCCACGGGUCAGGCAGCGGCAACUGUACGAACGGCAGGAGCAAGAACGUGUGCAAAAUCAGGAGCGGCGGCGAGGCACGGAGGAGAAGGCCCUGGCGGAGGGCGUGGGAGCUCAGUCCCAGGGGCAGGCGUUGCCUCGGGUGGCACACGGGUACGAGGCGCCGCCAUCUUCCAGUCGCGCGUGUGCACUUGUACGUGCACUCUCGCACGUGCCGAUGGCGGCGGCGAGGGCGAUUGCCCGCGUGCUAUCGCGAGGGCGGAUGGAGGAGCAGCAGGACGAUACAGAGACCGCCGUCGGACCCGUCGCCGUCCAGCUCCGCCAGCUGCAGUACCAAUUGUAA
Molecule: messenger RNA, 780 nt
Organism: Emiliania huxleyi CCMP1516
Lineage: Eukaryota; Haptophyta; Isochrysidales; Noelaerhabdaceae
Exons: 1
Coding region: 1-780 (259 amino acids)
Source: RefSeq, a predicted model, not a curated record